Messenger RNA from Eleginops maclovinus (Patagonian blennie), 2147 nucleotides. RefSeq lists its product as uncharacterized. The record is from RefSeq and is a predicted model, not a curated record. Gene Ontology annotation, biological process: mitochondrion localization; mitochondrial fusion. NCBI's taxonomy places the organism in Eukaryota, Metazoa, Chordata, Actinopteri, Perciformes, Eleginopidae. Bases 139 to 1494 code for a protein of 451 amino acids. Gene Ontology annotation, cellular component: mitochondrial outer membrane. The transcript has 12 exons. Gene Ontology annotation, molecular function: GTPase activity.
GCGACGUAUUUCUCAACCCGGUGUGUAAGCAGACCGGGGCGAUUCAAACAGGGCUAACCGGCUUUGUUCAUAGCUCGCACGGAGAGUAAUUUACUUCAACAAUUCCCUUCAGACGUUUGACAUCCUCACCGUAUUACAAUGUCUGGGAAAAUAAAGAACCGAAGUGCCGCCAACGCAGAGGCGCUAACCGGCGGUGUGUCCUGCGAUGAGCGCAUCUUGCGGGACUGUCAUCAACUCUACACGGAUCCAAACAGUGGGUUGAUCUCUGUUGCCGAAACUGUUGGUGUAAAGCUGCUGGCGCCCAGGAAAAAGAUCACUGUGAUGCUGAUGGGCAACCACUCUGCUGGGAAAAGCUCCUUCAUCAACUGGUAUGUUGAAGAGCACAUCCAACGCACAGGAGUGGCUAUUGAGACUCAAGGCUUCAGCUUUGUUACAAGUGGCCGCAAGAGAGAGUCUCUCACAGGAAACGCCACCCUUCAUCUGUAUCCACACUUCAAACCUCUGCAAGAGUUCAAAGGUGUUUCCGAGUACUUGAGCACAGAGAUCUGCACGUCGCGACAGAAACGUUUCAGCCUGGUGACGUUUGUGGAUUCACCGGGGCUUGUGGACGGUGAUAUGAAGUAUCCCUUUGACGUGGACGAGGUUAUCAUGUGGCUGGGUGACGUCUGUGACCUGAUCCUGGUCUUCUUUGACCCCAUGGGUCAGGCUCUGUGCAAGCGCAGCCUCAACAUCGUGGAGAAACUGAAUGAGAAACACGGAGACCGACUGCACUUCUACCUGAGCAAGGCCGACGAGGCUGGGGGGGAAUCGGACAGACAGAGAGUAAUGAUGCAGAUUGUCCAGGAGCUCUGCAAGCGGCCGGGACUCAACAAGUGCGGUUUUGACAUGCCCACCAUCUACAUUCCUAAUCCGCAUAAGCCGAGUCGCUGUGUGAACCAGAUUGAGGAGGUUUGUCGCACCGUCGAGAAAACCAUCAACCAAACGGUCCAGAACACUCUGAACUCCCUGGAGAAGGACUGCGAGGUGAUCAGCGAGGCCAUCGCUGACACGCUCAGCAACGACAGGCAGGUCAGUGUCAGUAACCGGCGUGCACGCUGUAAGAGCUGCUUCCUCACGCUGCUGGGCUUCAGCGUGCCUCUGGGUCUGAUGGCGCUGCUGGUGCUGGGUGUCCUCUCUAAGGAGCUGCUGGAGCUGGCUCUGGGCCCCGAGGGCACCGAGACACUCUCUCUCUACCUGGCUCCCGUUGUGAAACUGUUCGACUCGCUGUCUGUGGAGCAGCAGCUGUACGGCGUUGGCGGGAUGGUGUUUCUCUCCUUCCUCCUGCUCAUCUUCGCACGCUACUUCUUCAGGACUCAACCAACUAUGAGCGGCAAACAGAAGAGGCAGCUGCAGGAGAAGCUGGAGUACGUUCAGGAGGUGGUCAAGGCCAAAAAGAAAAAGCUGUAUGAAGAAUACCUUCGCCAGAGUGUCAGCGAUCAGGACAUGGACUUGUAAAGGAAAAUGAUUUCAGCAUCCCCCCCCACACUGACGUUGGACCAAAUGAAAUUAAACCUUUCUCGCCACGUCUCUUUGACCACUGCUCUCUGUAUCAUGUUAAAAAUGUAACUUAUAAGCCCACGGUACAAUAAACCCAUCACCUUUCUGAUGAGGAUGAUGUCAGCACUCUGAAACCACACUACCUGCAGAUAACUAGUGUUUGGAAAUGAGCUUCUAUUACUGACCGCCUAUUUGUUGUGAGCAUUUCUAUACAUGUGCCUCUGCUCCAGUCAAAGGAAUAAACAGGCUUACACCACUUUAAGGUAUUUAAACAUUUGCAAGAUUAUUUAUAAUAUUUCUUUAUCAGAUGAAUAGUAUUUUAGUUAUACGACGUAUAGCACUGGUUUACAAGAGUCGACUUUGUACGAGUUUUUGAAAACUUCCACCAGCAUUUUAUACAGUCCUAUGGGAUCAUGAAGAAACGGUUAUUCCAGUUAGCAUCAUGAAUGUCUGUUAGUUACUCUGUAGAAUAUUCAAUUAUAGGCACAACUGUUAUUAAAUUAAAUGUCCAGGACUUCAACAUUUUCCCACUGAUGAAACCAACUUUUUGUAUUUUGCAUUGUGACCAUGUUUGAAUUACUAAUGACUUAAAUAAAACACUGUUCAUAAUA